GUCCACUGCUUCACCGCAACGCUCAGCCUUUUUGUACAGUUGUCUCCGUACUGCCAUCGCCACUUAGGUGUCUGCUUCUUUCGUCAACAAGAGCUGUCGAGACGGCCGUACGUGGACCACUUCUCUUUGUGGACUUCCCAUUGCUACUGCCUACUGAUACGUAUCAUUUCCUUAGACAGUGGGGCAACGGUACGCCACACGAGGAUGCCAAUGGCUACCGAGAGUGGCAUCUCUCAAAGGCCUCGUGCCACAAUCAACAACCUUUCUCAAGACGUCCUCCUCCUCAUUCUUCGUGAUGUAUUCAACGGAGCGCAGCGACAGCGAGCGGUAGGUUGGGACAGCGUUCAGAUUGCUUCCGGGGCUCCGCAUGAUGAUCGAAACCCCGAGCAUCCCUCUGCAGAGUAUCUCGCUUGCGUAUGUCCUGCGUGGCGACAGGCCAUGUCGUGUGCGUCAGUUUUCUGGGCGCAACUCGUCAUCUGGACCGGUAUGGAUCCGACUCCGCUUUCGAGGAUUCGCCAGUACCUUUGUUGGUCGCGGAAUCAACCCCUCGAAGUCUAUGUCAUGCGCAGGUAUGACCCCUCAGGCUCGAUGGAAGACCAAACGGAGAGAGCUCGGGUCAAGGCUGUCGUUGAACUGCUCUUGCCGCAUGUAAGGCGGUGGAGGGUAUUAUGCAUGAAGCUUCUCCACUCAAGGUCACUUCCGCUCCCGCGUAUUGACCUCGUCGGUCAUGCAGAGAAGUUGGUGCGACUCAGACUCGACCACACGGUUGACGACGCGGUCGCAUUUUCCGCAACAGACGUCCCUCAACCCGAAGUGUUCGACACACCUCGAGUGCCUCUCCAUGUGUGGCAUCCACUUCCGUGAAUCGUACGUGAAGCCCCUCGCUCAACUAUCAAUGCCACCCAAGCUCGGCUUCCUCACACUGAUUGACUAUGCCUCACACCAACCACCCUUCCCUCUCGCCGACCUUCUGAGAUCC
Molecule: messenger RNA, 979 nt
Organism: Fomitopsis serialis
Lineage: Eukaryota; Fungi; Basidiomycota; Agaricomycetes; Polyporales; Fomitopsidaceae
Exons: 1
Coding region: 205-864 (219 amino acids)
Source: RefSeq, a predicted model, not a curated record